Didymodactylos carnosus is the source of this 414-nucleotide messenger RNA. The record is from the annotation of a GenBank genome assembly. Lineage: Eukaryota; Metazoa; Rotifera; Eurotatoria; Philodinida; Philodinidae.
AUGACUGACCUUAGCGAAGAAGAUGUGUUUUACCAAACGAUUUAUGCAGAAGCUCAAGGCGAAUGUGAAGAAGGACAAAAAUGGGUUGCUUGGGUGAUAAUGAACAGAGCUCAACUAGAUAAAGAUUAUUGGGGAGGAAAGUCGAUUAAAGAUGUGUGCUUAAAGGGCGGUCAGUUCGAGUGUUGGAAUGAUAAGACUCGCGGAACUGGUAUCAAAAUUAAGUAUCAAAAAGACUAUGACGCCAUCGUCAGUCGGACGCGACCCAUUUAUCUAAAAGUUGAAAAUCAGGAUCCAACUGGCGGAGCAGAUCAUUACAAUAAUCCCAAGAAAGAGAGCUAUCCACCUUGGACAAAGAACUGCACGGAAGUGAAAAAGAUUGGAAAUCAUCAGUUUUACAAAAGUAAAUCGUUAUAA